This is a messenger RNA of Triticum aestivum (bread wheat), 1231 nucleotides long. RefSeq lists its product as uncharacterized. Lineage: Eukaryota; Viridiplantae; Streptophyta; Magnoliopsida; Poales; Poaceae. Gene Ontology annotation, molecular function: protein binding. The transcript has 2 exons. The coding region runs from base 1 to 711 and encodes 236 amino acids. The record is from RefSeq and is a predicted model, not a curated record.
AUGGAUUCUGAUUUGGAGUACAUAUACGAGCAGUAUGUUGAGUCGCCGGUUGGCUUGUCAGACGAGGAGGAGUACUCCGAUGAGACGAUGAUGAUGCAGGCGGUCAUUGGAGACGCGCGAAGGAGCAUGUUCUCAGUUUCAAGGGCUCUAUCAAGGGUCAUGAGUGCUCAACCACAACAGGGAAACGAGCAGAGGCAAUAUUUACGGUUGCGGAUCUCGCGCGAGAAAAAACCCUGCCAGCGGCUAGGGUUUCGCCCGAGCCGCCCUACACGAGAGCGACGCUGCCGUUCCGAACCUGGUUUCCUCGUCGUCGUGCCGUCGUUAGCUCUGUCGUCCGUCCGUUGGCUCUGCGCUCGUCAGUCCACCGCUACCUCGUCCGCCUCUUCAACAGAACCGACGGCUCCGAGAAAGGACAAGAAAUCGCCUAGAUCGACCGCCGUCGACCGCAUCGGCGACCUCCCGGACGAGAUCAUCCACCACCUCCUCUCCUUUCUGCCCGCGCAGGAGGCCGUGCGCACGUCCGUGCUCGCCCGGCGCUGGCGCCACCUCUGGAAGUCGGCGACCGGCCUGCGCAUCGUCGGCAUUGAGGGCGUGGAUACCGUCCAGGAGCUCCGGAAGUUCGUGGACCAUCUGCUGAUCCUGCGUGGGCACGCGGAGCUACAUUUGAGAUCGAGAUCUCGGAGUUCUCGCAAGAGGACGUGCCCUACGUGAACCUCUGGACCCGUUUCGCCAUCCUGUGCAAAGUUCGUUCGCUCACAGUUCAUUUCUGUGACAAUUUAUUUCUCAACCUAUAUGAGCCGCCUCUUGUCUCACGGCAUCUGAGGGAACUAGACCUUGAGGGCGUGCGCCUGCAAGGGGCCUUUCUUGAUUUUACUUCCUGCCCGGCAUUGGAGGAUCUGAAGAUGAAGCAGUCCCACAUUGAUCUUGAGAAGAUAGUGUCCCGGUCUCUGAAACGUUUGAGCAUCAUUGGUUGCAGCUCCGAUAUGUAUUACCGGAUCAGUAUCUCUACCCCUUGCCUCAUCUCGUUUACACUGGAUGGCUUUCAGGACAAAACCCCUUUGCUUGAAAGCACGCCAUUGUUAGAGACUGCAUUUGUGAGGCUUGGGUGUGACUACAAAGAUACCUGUCAUAAUUAUGAGGAUGGGCUUUUUUGUGGUGCUAAUGAUGCUAGCUGUCGGAAUUGUCUUGCUUACAAUGACGGAAUGAGCAAGACUGUGCUUCUUGGAGCUCU